Doryrhamphus excisus (bluestripe pipefish) is the source of this 4500-nucleotide messenger RNA. RefSeq names its product protein tyrosine phosphatase non-receptor type 12 (gene ptpn12). Gene Ontology annotation, cellular component: nucleus; cytoplasm. Lineage: Eukaryota; Metazoa; Chordata; Actinopteri; Syngnathiformes; Syngnathidae. Gene Ontology annotation, molecular function: non-membrane spanning protein tyrosine phosphatase activity. The record is from RefSeq and is a predicted model, not a curated record. Gene Ontology annotation, biological process: protein dephosphorylation.
GCCUGUUGGCUGAGCCCAGUCCGGAUGUUCCACAGUAGCAGUGAAUGUGGACACCGAGCUAGACAGGGAGGGGUACAUAGACUUAACCAGACCGGGUUCUCUCUUUUUUUCCAAAGUCUUCAUUCUUUAUCUUUUAUUUUCUUUUAAAUCAACGUUACGUAUCUUAUGCAACACAACGGUUGUAAACUUACGGUUACAGACAGGACGCUGCCUUUCCACCCCCCUUGGGACGAUUAAGCAUUGUGAAAAGAACACCAGAAGAAAGGAGGAGAAGCAAGAUGGAGCGAUAAAUAAUAAUAAUUAAAAAGAGAGAAAAGGAAGGGCUGUACACCGACGAUGACUCCUUGGGAGGAUCCGUGAAGCAUAUUUAUUUUUUUAUUUAUCCCCCUCCUGCUUCCUUUUGUCUUUUUUUCUUGCUUUCCCCCACCUCCUCUGCUACUUUAAGGACGUUGUUUAUACGGUUAGCGGGGCACCUUUCCAGAAAUAGCGUAAUGGACCAAGCGGACAUCCUGAGAAAGUUUAUCCAGGGCGUGAAAACCAUGACUGAGGGGGACGACGAGAGAGGAGAGGACAACUUCGGCAGCGACUUUAUGCGUCUGAGGCGAUUAUCCACCAAGUACCGCACGGAGAAGAUCUAUCCGACCAACGUCGGAGAGCGUGAGGAAAACGUCAAGAAGAACCGAUAUAAGGACAUACUACCAUUUGAUCACACUCGAGUGAAGCUGACUUUAAAGACAACCAAUCAGGACACAGAUUACAUCAAUGCCAAUUUCAUCAAGGGUAUGGAUGGCCCAGAAGCCUACAUUGCAACUCAGGGCCCGCUGCCCAACACAGUGGUGGACUUCUGGAGGAUGAACUGGGAGUACAACGUAGCUGUUAUUGUGAUGGCCUGUCGAGAGUUUGAAAUGGGAAGGAAAAAAUGUGAGCGGUAUUUCCCACUGCUCGGGGAGCCUGUCAGUUUCGGAUCUUUCAGAAUCUCCUGUGAAUCGGAGCAGGCCAGGACUGACUACUCCAUCCGGACUCUGCUGGUGGAGUAUGAAAACGAAACUCGGAGAAUAACACAGUUCCAUUACAUCAACUGGCCCGACCACGACGUCCCCUCGUCGUUUGACUCCAUCCUGGACAUGAUAGGUCUCAUGAGAGAGUACCAAGAGAAUGACGACGUCCCUAUAUGCGUGCACUGCAGCGCUGGCUGUGGGAGGACGGGCGCCAUCUGCGCCAUUGACUACACGUGGAACCUACUCAAGGCCGGGAAAAUUCCAGAAGAUUUCAAUGUGUUCCGCUUGAUCCAGGAAAUGAGGACACAGCGCCACUCCGCUGUUCAGACCAAGGAGCAGUACGAGUUGGUCCACAGAGCAAUAGCGCAGCUCUUUACCAAACAACUACAGCUACUGGAGAGCCCCACAAACGUGCAGAUACAUGAUGUUAUGGAUGAAAGUAGCCCAGACAAAGCAGGCCACCAGUCAGAUGACGAGCGAUGGGACACGCCUCCUCCGAAACCACCACGCAUACGCAGUACCCAAGUGGAGGGUGACGUCAAAGAGGAGAUACUGCAGCCCCCCGAGCCUCAUCCGGUGCCCCCCAUACUGACCCCGUCCCCGCCGUCAGCAUUCCCCACGGUCACCAGCGUUCGCCAGGACAAUGACCGCUACCACCCCAAACCUGUCAUACACGUCCUGGCUACCACGCAACAGAAUGCCACGCAGAAUGAAGGUGCAGAGCAGAAGAAGAACCCAUCAGAAGCCUCUCCCAACACUCAGACCAGUCCAUCAGAACCAAAAGACCAAAAACAGCAGACCCAAAUCUCCAAUUUAGAUCUCAAUGAAAACUACAACAACAAAGUACCUACGGCGACGACAAAGUCCGAUUUGGGUCAAAGCCUGACUCCCUCGUCCCCUCUUUCGCCCGCCGCCGAGUGCUGUGGUGUGCCACGCAUCGAGAGGAAGCUCAGCAUCGAGAUUAAGAAGGUUCCUCUGCAGGAAGGACCUCGUAGUUUUGACACUUCCUCCUCCUCCGUGGGAGUAGGUGGCGGCGGUGUUGGCGGCGGCUCGACCAACAGUGGUGCUGCGCUGCAGCGAUGCCACGCGUUCAAGGCUCGCUCCGGACACACCCUGCUCACGUCCAGCUCUUCACUGUCCGAGGAUUCAGGCACGGAGGCGGGAGCGGGUGGAUGCAGGGAGACUGGAGUGGACGGAGGACCACCGCCAAGACCCAACCACCUCCCCGUGAAGAGCGACAAAGCGGACCUCAAGUCCGGCCAGGCGACGUGGACUCAACCCUGCAGCAGCCCGGAGAAAGCCUUCCCAAAGACCUCCUCGUCGUCAUCCUCCUCUGAUCACGUCGCCCCGUCCUCCUCCUCGUCCUCCCACCUCUCCUCCUCAUCUUCAUCCUCAUCCUCCACUCCAGUUCGGACUGCCCUGAGCUUCACCAACCCUCUCCACUCGGACAACUCUGAUGACGAAGACGGCGACGGCGAAAUGUCCGCCGCAGGAAGGGAGUGUUAUCACACCAGUGUUUCCACGGCAACGGUUGCAUCCCUUCACUUUGGAGAUCACCACCUGGUGCGGAAGGUGUCGCCCAUGUCCAUCGCGGGGCAGAGCUCCUCGCCGCCCACUGCGGCCACAGCAAACUGCUCGGACAGUGACGACUCCCCUCCCCCUCUCCCAGAGAGGACCCCCGAGUCCUUCAUAAUGGCCACAGACACUCCAGAAGUGCAGACAUCCUCCUCGGCUGAGUGGAGUGGUUCACACAAAGAUAUGUCCGAGUGUGUCAGGAAGGCGGCUGACAACGCAGCAGCCGACAACAAGGCAGACCUCGGUGGGGUUCGGUAACCGCUACAUUCCACCCAAAGGCCCUCGACAACCCCCCUUGGAGUGGACAUGACGGUGCUCUGUCCACAGCGAUGUCGUGUCGUCCCCUUCGGAGACGGACUAAGAUCUAAGACCCGGGUGGUCCGAAGCCAAGCUGAAAAGCCUGCCGGGAUCCCCUCUUCUUCCUCCUUUUUCUUCCUAUUCCUCCUCCCUCUUUCUCCACACCGCAAAGGAGGACGCAGAGGCUCAAAUCCCGCAUCGUCCACUUCGGCUUGCUGAUGUUUCUGGAUGCUGACGUGUGGGAUUAAAUAGGGACUGUUGUUGUCUUUGACCAAAUGGAAGCCUUCCUAUAGUCGGCGCUCAAACCGGAAGGUGUCCUCAACAAUCUUGAAAGCGAAGUGAGAUAAUCUUUUACUCUUUUUUUCUGUGAGCUGGUGCUACAUUUUUUUUUUUUAAGGAUGAGCGUAGAAACCCAAAGGCGAGAUUGUGUCCCCCGCCCUCUCUUGUCUUGGUUUAUGUAGGGAUGCAUUAGCUUCAGUGACCUCUUUGCUGACCUCUUAGUUUUUUUUCCACCAGAGUCUCAGAGUGAUGCGUUUGGUUUUUUAGCAGCGGUCCUAAUCUGAUGUGAAAUAUUUCCAACAACCAACAAGGCAGGAAUCACAAUGUUUAUUAUUUAAGGUAGAACUCCACGUAAAAUGAUCGAGAGUGAUGAACAAGGACCAAACAAGUCUCCUCUAAGACUCUGGUUCUCACUGCUGGGACCAUGAGCCGGCCUUAAGUCUGUCUCUUCAUUCAAAAGACAGUCCUUCUUAGCUUUACUUUCUCUCUCUAGAAUCACAAUCUUUCCAACCACCGCAGUCCAUAUUCAUUGGGAGCAGCCUGAUUUGUUUUGUGUUAUGUUGCACAUGAGACGGAUACUAUUGUCGGACUUGACCGACACCGAAAUGUCUGCAGUCCACAGGCUUCUCGAAGCUAACUGCUAACUUUCCACUUUUAUCCUCUACUACAGUAUAUGCAUCAUUUUUUUUAUAAUUGUACAGGUCAGUUCAGAUCUAUUUUAGGAGACAUUUUCUUUACUUUUAACAGAAGAUGUAAGAAAGUCCCUACACAAAUUGUAAAUUAUUUUUUUCUGCCCUUUUUUUUUUGUCUUUGGAUAAUAUUUCAGGGUUAUUUUAAUUAUAUGCUUAAAAGAAAGAUUGUUUUAAUUAGCUGACUGCCAUUGGGCUCUGUUCAAGAUUGUAAUAAUAAUGUUAAUGAUAAUAAUAAUAAUUGUUUUUUUUUUCCUCUAUUGUAAAUGCUAUUUUAAAGGUUAUUUUUGUAUGCGCAGUUGUUUUGUUGCCUCAUGUCCGCACCAUUCUCUCUCCCUCUCUUUCUCUCUCUCUCUUUCUCUCCAUGCAAUCACUACAUCAGGUCACGGUCUUAUCCAAAACAACUGUUCUAUUUAUCGUUUCUUGUCCAUCAGACUCAGUAUGCACACACUCCUCCAUCUUGGAACGAGCCCACCUGUGCCUUUUUAAGAGAACGCCUUGCCCCCCUCCGCCCCGUCCCCAUCCCCAUCCCCAUCCACUCUUCCAACUCACUCCUCAAUUUCUGUCAUUUGUUUUUCUUCUCGUCUCCCUCUCAAACACACAAAAUGUUUGUAUGUUGCAGAAAUCAAUCAGUAAAAUGAACAUUAUAAUAUACACAGGCC